AAUUUGAUUGUCGUCAGCACUGGGUUUCCAUAUGGGUACUUAAAAGCAUUUGGCUUGCAGAUGAUUGCUCUAAAAAUAGCUUGUGAGCAGAGUUUGUGUCAGGGUCCGAUUUCGGGUUUUAGCUGAGCUGGCCGUAAGAAACUUUCUUUGCUGCUGCUGCAAGGCAUACACGAGGGUGAUUUUUUGCUGAUUCUGUCUUGGAUUCUGUGGUUUUAUACUCCAAUCUACUUUGUACAUGGAUAGAAGGCACUGACACCAUGGCUGAGGAUUCAGAGGCAAAACAUGGAGGAAACAAGAACGGCAAAAAGGAAGGCAUUUCUGGAAGUUCGUUUUUUACUUGGUUUAUGGUAAUUGCGCUCCUGGGAGUAUGGACUUCAGUUGCAGUGGUUUGGUUCGAGCUUGUUGAUUAUGAGGAAGUUCUAGCCAAAGCAAAGGACUUCCGUUAUAACUUGUCAGAGGUACUCCAAGGAAAACUUGGGAUUUAUGAUGCUGAUGGAGAUGGAGAUUUUGAUGUGGAAGAUGCUAAGGUUUUGCUAGGACUUAAAGAAAGAUCUGUCCAAGAACAGCCAAUUCUGAAAGAUACAGAAGAAGUGAUCCAACCUGCAAAGGAGAGAUACACAAGAGCAGAACAUACUAGUCCUGAUGAAGUAGAACCUGAAGAUGAAAUCCAAUCUUUGUUGCGUGAAGUCCUUGAGUCACAACUUGUAAAAGAACAAGCUGGUAAUGCGGAUGAAGAAAAUAUACUUGAAGAAACAAAUUUGGAGGAGGAUGUGGAGAGAAACGAAAUACCUGAAGCUCCGACUCUAGAGGAGGAUUAUGAUGGAGAAGUACAGGAAGCACACGAAUCUUUCCAGGAAGAUCAUGCAAGUGACUAUCAGCCAGAAGAGCCUGAAACAGAUGAUGCUCAUGCUACCUAUGAAUAUCAUGCACAUGUGGAAGAAGAUACGUAUCAACCAGAAAGUCCAGAUGACACAGAACUAAAUCUAGAAGAUGCUCUGGAGCACAACACAGAUGACACAGAAUUCAAUCUAGAAGAUGCUCUGGAGCACAACACAGAUGACACAGAAUUAAAUCUAGAAGAUGCUUUGGAUCAUGCUACAGAUUUAGAAAAUGAAGACAUUAUUGAGGUUCAUGAUACUGAUGAAGAGCCUUUCACUGAAUAUCACCAUGAAGAUAUAAAAGGAGAACCAAUUGACAGAACGGAACAAAAACAUGAACAUGAAACAGAAGAUCCAAAUUCUUUUACUGAACAUAUUGAAUCAGAAGAUGAGAGAGAACAUACGGAAGACCAUGGAGCUACUCAACCUCAUGAGACAGGACAAGAGAGAGAAACACAACAGAAAGAGAAAGCUAAGAAGAAGAAACCUAAAUUGUUGAAUAAAUUUGAUAAAGGCAUUAAGGCUGAGCUUGAUGGUGCAGAGAGGCUACGUAAAAAGGGGAAAGUGGAAGAAGCUUUGAAGGUAUUUGAAACAUUAGUAAGCAAGUAUCCCCAAAGUCCACGAGCAAGAUAUGGAAAAGCACAGAGUGAGGAUGAUUUGGCUGAGAAAAUGAGAAGCAAUGAAAUUUUACAGCGAUCUAUCAAUACUUAUGGGGAGGUAGCUAGUCUAUCUAAUGUCCCUGAUGAUCUGGUCAAGCUAGCCCUGAAACGACGGGCAGACAGGCAGCAGUUUCUUGGUCGCAUGAGAGGUUCACUCGUUACAUUACAAAAACUAGUUAAUCUAUUUCCUAAUGACACUUCAUUCAAGAAUAACCUUGGGGUUGGUUAUCUUUUGAUUGGAGACAACAACAACGCUAAGAGGGUUUAUGAGGAGGUUCUGGACCUGGCUCCAAAUGAUGGCUUUGCUAAAGUGCAUUAUGGCUUCAUUUUGAAGGCAGAGAACAAGAUUGAAGAAAGCAUUCCAUAUUUGAAAGAAGGUCUAGAAACAGGAGACCCUGGUACUGAUGACGGUCGCUUUUACUUUCAUUUGGGAGAUGCCAUGCAACGUGUUGGAAACAGUGAGGCAUACAAGUGGUAUGAACUUGGACACCAACGGGGUCACUUUGCGUCUGUUUGGCAGCGUUCUCUGUACAACGUCAAAGGAUUAAAGGCUCGACCCUGGUGGACAGCAAAAGAAACAGGUUAUACAGAACUCGUCAAGUCCUUAGAAAGAAACUGGAAAAUAAUUCGGGAUGAAGGGCUUGCUGUGAUGGAUAGAGGAAAGGGGCUCUUUCUGCCUGAAGAUGAGAACUUGAGGGAGAAAGGUGACUGGAGCCAGUUCACUCUGUGGCAGCAAGGAAGGAAAAAUGAAAAAGCUUGUAACAGCGUUCCCAAAACCUGUGCUUUAUUAGAACGAUUUCCAGAGGCCACUGGAUGCAGAAGGGGGCAGAUCAAAUAUUCUGUCAUGCAUCCUGGGACACAUGUCUGGCCUCACACAGGACCUACUAAUUGUCGGUUGAGGAUGCAUUUAGGCUUGGUGAUUCCCAAAGAAGGCUGCAGGAUCCGCUGCGCACAAGAAACAAGGUUUUGGGAAGAAGGGAAGGUUGUCAUCUUUGAUGAUUCCUUUGAACAUGAAGUGUGGCAGGAUGCGCAAUCAUAUCGCCUGAUAUUCAUUGUAGAUGUCUGGCAUCCAGAGUUAACACCACAACAGCGGCUCACCCUUCCAGCCAUUUAAGUGUGAUGCUUUCCUUCUUUGAGAUCCAUAUUUCUUGCUGGUAAAACAAAAGUGAAACUGAACUGGAUGAAGAAAUCUCUUUAUAGACUUUGAAACUUCCUGUUCUAUGUAUUAUGCCAAUGCCAUUACAGCACUGAUCUUUAUAGUUUUGUAUUCAUGCUACAAGUACAGAUGCCUAUAUUUUAUCAGCCAAAGAAUGUCUUGUUCCAUGCUUCAGACUAUGACAUAUGCCAGGGCCAGUAUUUUGUUAUGCCUGUGUUUUGAGUACCACUGUUAGACAUACCUUUGGUACUCUAGUCAUCUGGAUGCUAAACUAAAGGCUUGCAUAAAGAUACCAAUCUUCUGACAAAGAGGGGUUGUGGAGCGGCAAUGUUCAGUGGAUUGUGAUAUAUCUGUCCUUGUAAGCCCACCUAUAUUUCAGCCAGGCAAGGAGGAAAUGUUUAGUAAAGUCUUUAGAUUUAAAUCUGUGGAUUUACAGUGCGAGCUAUAGAAAGUAUGAGUAAAUGGUUUUAUAUUGUGUGCGGGUUUUUUAAUAGAAAUAAUUGUAUUUUUCUACCACAUAUGUAUAGAUAUCCGUUUUGCUCUUUAUGAACCACUUUUGUAUGUUUCUUUGAAUUUAUUUUGUAAAAACAGUGUUAACAAGAAGCCUUCACUAGGAGCUGUACAAUAUACUGAGUAUGUGUUUUUCCUUCUAAUUGGGAUGAUGAAUACCAAUUUCCUUUCUUCAGUCUUGGUUAAGAAUGUUUAUAACAGCAUUAGUAUCUGUGUUUACCCCUAACACAAAGUACUUGGAGCCAUACCAAGAGGCAUUGAGACUUUCAAUAAUAUGUACAUUUUGCCUUCAAGUUUCCUAUACAGUAAAAAGCUUAUAAUUUCAACAGGAAUCACACAAACUCUGAUUAAUGGGCUGUUUGUUCUGUGAUGAAAUCAAUUUUGGAGCCAUUCUUCUUCUGGGUUAUGAUAGCAUUUUUAUUCUAUACUUAACUGUGAUCAGUUUUGUGUUUUACAUUAAUGUUUGUAUUGUGCUGGGAUUUAUCCUGCUUGUGUGAAGUGGCAAUCGCAUUAUUACGGUGUGGAGCUAUUUAAAGCAACAGAGAAAAAGCAACUUUCAUAUUUUCAUUUUCAUAUUCACCAACAGGGAAUAACCUCCUCUGAUGCCUUUGUAGUCAGUCAGGAAGUGCCAGACUUUGCCUGCAAACAGCUCAGAGCUCAGAAAAGUUACUUUGGAAACUAUACCUCUCUGGAUUCCCUAGGCAGCAUGUCCAAGUGGUUCUGGGAGUUUUGAAACCAAAAAGUAAGGUUUCCAAAUUUGACACAUGCUUUGUGGUAUGAAAUCCACCAGAACUUUUAGUUUCUGCUUAGGGGCAGUAGAAUCCAAACAAUUUUUGAAAGGUUAGAAUAUUCAGAAAAUAGGUACUAAAUAGGUACUAGAUGAGAAGGAAAUAGGUACUAAAUACAUACUAGAUAUGAAGGAAAUGUUUAGUACUGGUUUUUGUCACAAUUGAAAAACCACGGGCUACAUUUUCCUUUAACAUUAAUUGGCUCAAUAUUAUUUCAUCUGAGUUUUGCCUGAAAACAGGUAGCAGAGGUAUGUGACUGGCAAACAGAAUAAAGCAAACAACACUAAAGGUGCUCCUACCAGUAGAUUGUUGCCCAUUAUGUGCAGUUGGAUAUUAUGCAUUAAAAUCAAGUGCCUUCAGUGUAGCAUUGUGGAUUUUAUAUCUUUAUGUUAACAGCUUCAACACUACAAUUGCUGCUACAUUUUUCACUGGAAGCAAGGAAUCAAAGUGCUUGUUUCCGUGAGCUGUGGCUGCUGGGAUAACCAAGCCUUACAUAAAAGCCUUGCAGAACUGCUUACAAAUAUGUACUCUGUGUAUAUGACUCAACCUCGAUCUUUCUUUGUAAUUCUGUUACAGCUCUGUGUGAAAAUGCUAAUGGCAGAGACAAUUUUUAAAGGAAUCUUGCCCAGGAAAGCUUUCUGGUUUUGCUCAGGUCUCUUGGGAUAUAGAACAAUCCACACACAGGCCUAUUUAUCACUUCAUUUUAAGGUUUAUUACUUGACUUGAAAUUGCUAAUUUGGAUGUCAACUGGCAUUUUCCAAUAACAUUUUUUAAUUGUUAUGAAAAUAAAUUACACAGACCUUUAGCUAAGAUUUUAAUACUCAUUUCAACCUUUCUCAAGAUUUACAAUGCAUUUGGUCAUCAUUUCAAGAGGGUAUAAAGUCCAUGGUAGUAGAAGUGAGAGUUUAAGCCAGCACACUUUUUCCUAUGACAAAUACAUUAGUAAAAACUCCGUUUCUUUUCUUUUAUGAAUUAUCGUCAGCUUUAAUUUAUAACCCCUAUGACAAAGGGUUAGCAAAUAAAGCAGCAUAAGCAAUAAUGCAGAAUAAGUAAUACAACUGGAGAUCCUGUAUUUCACCGAGAAAAGACAAAGGCUUGGCUUACGUGUUACUGGUUUUAUAGAACUUCAUUUAUACAUGAGAGACUAAGUUCAAUAUUUAUUUGGCCAUCAGGAACAAUAGAAACUAUAGCUAAAUUAUCUCUGCAGCAGCUCUAUACAAGCAACAUCCUUAGCUCUAAACAUUAGAUUUGAACAGUUCCUGAAAGAUAUUCCACAAAGAAAGGAUGACAUUAACACAUCAUGGUUUGAUUCAUUACAAAUGGGUAUGGCGAAAUGAAUGCUUUUGCUUCUGAGUAUGACCUACAAGUCACAUAGCCAUCCUUAAGAAAAUUAACUGCUUUCUGUUUAUGGCUUAAAUGUACGGUUUGAUUAAGGUUUGGUAAAUGGCUGUUACUUACAGCUGUCAAAUGUGAGUAACACAUCCCCGGCUAGUUGAGAAUGCAACUAACAUGUUUCCAGCUAUUUGAGAAAAUAAAGCCACAGCAAAAGCCA
Anolis sagrei ordinatus is the source of this 5543-nucleotide messenger RNA. It is a transcript of the gene ASPH, whose product is annotated as aspartate beta-hydroxylase. NCBI's taxonomy places the organism in Eukaryota, Metazoa, Chordata, Lepidosauria, Squamata, Anolidae. Gene Ontology annotation, biological process: peptidyl-aspartic acid hydroxylation. Gene Ontology annotation, cellular component: endoplasmic reticulum; membrane. Gene Ontology annotation, molecular function: peptidyl-aspartic acid 3-dioxygenase activity; protein binding. The record is from RefSeq and is a predicted model, not a curated record.